This is a messenger RNA of Aspergillus oryzae RIB40, 591 nucleotides long. RefSeq lists its product as uncharacterized. The record is from RefSeq and is a predicted model, not a curated record. Gene Ontology annotation, molecular function: hydrolase activity. The transcript has a single exon. Bases 1 to 591 code for a protein of 196 amino acids. NCBI's taxonomy places the organism in Eukaryota, Fungi, Ascomycota, Eurotiomycetes, Eurotiales, Aspergillaceae.
AUGUCUGUAGAAGAGAAGCUCAAAGCUCAGUUUCCAGACACCGUCUACACGGCAUUGGCACCACCAGACCGUCAUCCCGGCUUCAACUACAAGGGUUUUCAUCCAGGCCGGGUGACUCGACUCCCGAGAGGUCAUGUGAAGGAACCUGGGUAUCAGGCAUUCCCAGUAGAUGUGACUUGGGAAGAAGACCAAGCAAUUCCCAUGCGCGAUGGCAUAAAGCUCUAUGCUGAUAUAUUUCGCCCCGCUGAUGAGAGCGAGAGGGUACCCGCAAUCGUGCCCUGGAGUCCUUAUGGGAAGGUUGGGACGAGUACCCUAAACUAUGACAAUAUGGGGCCGUGGCGAAUUGGCAUUCCGUAUCAGAAUCUGAGCGGAUAUGAAACCUUUGAAGUGAGUAUCGCCAGACCUCUUCCAUCUCAAUUAAUAACGAUAGCUGAUUGUGCGAAGGGUCCUAACCCAGCAGAAUGGUGUUCCCGGGGCUAUGCUGUUAUAGAUGUGGAUGCCAGAGGGUCUGGUCAUUCGGAGGGAAACCUCAUGUGCUGGGGCGAACAGGCAGGCCUAACAUGUUCCAAUGACGGUGAAUGCUUUGACUAA